AUGGAUACACAAUCAGAAACUAUUACUUUAGAGUUAUGGGUCUUUUGGUUUGACGAUCGACAUACAGGUCUCAUCGAUGCAAACUUAUUAUUACGGGAACUAGAUGAACUUCGCGUUGGGUCAUUUACUUGGGAAAACGUGUCUUCCAAAAAUACUCAUCGGUCUAAUGCUUGUACCUUGGUUACUGUUGUGAUGGAAUAUAAGCUAUUUAUCAAAGCUAUUCGGAACUUGAUUCUACCAUACAUGUUGAAAAAAGAUGCUUUACCAUUGGGAGAAUUCUUUGUAUUCCCACCUUCAUACCUAGAACCUGCUGUUGGAGAAGAUUGUGAUACAAAUCCAUCGUCUUUACUGUGCUGUACAUACAAUAUUUAUUUAGCAUCGACCAAUCUCGUUUUUCAACCUAAUACGCGUAGAAUUCGAUUACGACCUUUGACAUCUUCUGAUUUAAAUUCCAAAGCAAAAGUUCUGCUAAGUCCAACCGGAGAACAAGCUCUUCUUGAUCCAUCUCGACGACAUACAAUAACACAUUCAUAUGAAGAUCGGCUAUUGAAACAAUGGGCAGCAUUAUUACAAUUACCUAUAUCUCAACUGAUAUCUAAUAAUAUGCCAUCUUUGGUUCUUAUCUGUAUGUCUUAUGGUGAAAAGGUAUAUUAUCCUAGUCGACUUGUCUUUAUGAUUACUCCAACAAGACAAUCUCCAAGUGCACUAGCUGGAAUGAAUGGAACAAUGGGAUAUAAUCAUGGUUUGACAGAGGAUAUUGCUCAAAAAUGGAAUCGAGAAAUGUGGUUGGAACAAGUAUUGGCGAAUCAGGCGGAUAAAUCUAGAUAUAGGGUGGACUAUUGGACAUAUACAAAUCCUCGAUUACAUACAACAUUAGCAGCCUUAGAUUCCUUAUCAACAAGUACUUUGAAUACACCAAAUUCGACGGAUGCAAAUUCUCCUCUAAUGAUUCAAGGUGGUGUAUUGAUCAAGGCAUUAAGUGAACCUGUACUUUCAAGUCCUUUGAUGGCAUCCAAAUCAGUUGCUACUCCCUCAAGUCCCUUACCGAGAGAUGAUGAUACUACUGCUUCGAUGAUGAUGACACCACAACAACAUCAUCAGCAAGAUACACUCAUCAUGCCUCCUACAAAUAAUAUGAUGCAAGCACAUUCUCAACAACAAUCUUCAUAUACUCACUCUACACCUACUCACAUGAUGUCAAAUGCCAAUUAUACCUCACCUCUUCAAAUGUCUUAUACCGCAUCGCCACAACAACCAGUACCCGGACAACAACCUAUGUAUGACCAACAGCAACAAUUACAAUUACAGCAACAACAACAACAACAGUUACAACAACAACAAUUACAACAACAGCAUCAACAACCACAACAACAUAUAAAAUCAGGUCAAAAUUUAGCGAUAAAUGAUGGAAUGAAUGGUGGUAGCACAAUGGAUAUGAAUUCUAUAGAUGUCUUGGACACAAUGGUUUAUGAUAUGUCAACUCCUUGGGGUGGUGAUGGUGGUCUUGAUAAUUUGGAAUUAGAUCUUGAUGUUACAGAAGAGGAUUUUAACUUUUUUGAAUCGGAACCAGCAAAACCAACCACUACAACAACAACCAAUAUGCCAACAGAAACAGCUAUGGCCGAUAUUCAAUCUCUUGAUUUUUUCCAAGUCAACCCUGAAGAUUCCUUACAAACAAAUGCAGUAUUGGAUUCCCUCGAUUUUCCACAAACGGAUCCGGUAUCUACAACAGACACAACUACUGGUUUGGAUGAAUUGAUGACUAGUGCUAAUUAUGACGGUAUGAUACUUGAUACUCCAAAACAAGAAAUAAAUCAGUCUGUAGAUAUGGUGGUGGAUUCUUCACCAAUGCCAAUGGAUGGAACAAAUACUAUAGUGAAACAGGAACCGCAAGAUGAAGGCAAGAUAAGCAAACAACGACUGGUACCUCCUUCUUUUGCACCACUUUCAUUAUCCACAAUUGUCAAUGAUGCCAAAUAUAUGGAAGGCGGAAAAUUCACAUAUGUACCAGAGGAUGACGAUAUGACGACUACCUUACGAAAACAAAAGGAUCGCACUUAUCGCCCUGAUUAUGUACCUAUUAUCAAGAAAAAACGGAACAAGAAAAAGGUGGAUGAUGAACAGGAUAUUACUCGAUCAACAGUGACAGGAAAGAAUCAAACAAUGGAAAAAUCAUCAACACCAACUCAUUUAUUGGAUAAGGAUGGUGACCAUGACAUGAUGAACACAACUCUCAGCAACAACAUCGAUACUAUCAGUGACAGCAAUAGUAUCAGUAGUAGCUCUGAUUCUAGCGAUAGCGGCAACAUGGAUGACGGGAUUUCGACAAGUGAUAACGGUAGUAGGGCAAUGGAAAUGGAUUAUGCUGAUGAUGACGUUGAUGAUGAUGACGAUGGGUUGUGGCUGGAAAAACUAGGUAAAGCACGAACGAUUUAUUUACAUCGAUUGGUGGGUGAUGUCAAGGUGGUCCAUGGCGGAAAACGAAGAUAUCUUUUGGAUCGAUUGCAUUUGGAUUAUGAUACACCAUUUGCGACUACUGUGACGCCCGGAUUGGUUCGUCCUGAUCGUUACCAUGAAGAAGAUGAUCGACCAUUACAUUACCUUUGUCAACAAGCAGUUCUUGGUGGAUAUCCCUUUACUGGUGGUUUGGCUGAAAUAUCGACGAAUGGUGGGGAAGUUGCUUUGGGUGAAUCGACUCGUAUAAUGAUUGCUCGUCGACGUGAUUUGAUAACUGUAACUGAUGAACCUCUUCCUCUGAGUGUGACUGAUUUUACGAGCUCUGUCAGUGUUAAUGGACCUUUGAAUGUGCAACAAUACUAUGAAUUGUCAGAAUCCAAUCAAAUUCAUUCCAAAUAUGGCAAAUAUCAAGUUAAGAAACGGCGACCGGCAGAACCUAACUUUGACACAUUACACUCUCCUGAUAUUGUGGUUAGUAGACAUGAUGAAUUUAUUGAGGGAUCACCAAAAAUGAUAGAUUUUUGGGAAAAGUUGCGUCUGGAACCUUACUCUGCCAAAAAGAAUAUCAGUUAUUUUGCUGUGUGCCCUAACAAUGACGAACUGGAAUCUGCUGUGCAAGUAUUCUUUAAAGGGUUAUCCACGGUUUAUGAAGCAUGUUGUCUUGGUGCCCAUCAUCCUGGUCAUAUUGGUCCUUAUCGUCGUGGUACGGUGCCUGUGACACUUUUGCCUGAAGAACAAGGACAAUCAAAACGGGAACGACAAUUGAAAAGUUAUAUGGCGACAUGUGAACAACUUGGUACAUCGCUUGGUGGUGUGAUGGCUGAAAAUGUAUAUAUUGUGAUUUAUAUGGUCAAUCCUUAUCCUCAUUUAUCAUCCCACCUUGAUCUCAGUAAAUGUUAUGAUCGAUUGAUGAACGCCUUUGAACAAGCACGAUUACAACACACAAAUACCUCUAUCAUCUCUGGAACUACAGCCACUUCAAGACUUCCUUCGGAAAAGACUCGAGCAAGAUUGGUGAUGCAACUAGUACCUAUAGAACAUAUUGUGCGUUGUACUGAUUUUGGAAGUUAUACCAAGAAUGGUCUUAAGGAAAUAGCAUUCUCGGUUUACAGCAAAUGUCCUACGAUUGUCAACAAUCAUGUCAAGAUCAAUGUAGAAGAAGAAAUAACAACACCCAAUACUGCUGAAAUAUAUGCGCCACCGUUUGUAUUGACGAAACAAAUUCCAGAAAAUAUCACUUACUCUUUAACGCCUUCACUCAAUGCACCUGUUCUUCUGGAUCAAGAUGCGACACUUCAUCUAGCAUAUGGCUAUAGUUUGGAUCGUCGAUGGAUGGUGGUAGUUUGGACAGAUCAUCGUGGUGAACUUGUUGAAUUUGCAGUAUUACGCGCAUCUGCUCGACAAUCAGCUCCAUUUGUGACAGUGUUUGAAGAAGCUUGGAAACGUACAUUGGAAAUUGCUGGUCAAACUGAUUUUAUGUGGACUUUUGUUAUUGUCAAGAUGGGAUUGAUGUUUGAAAAUGAAUUACAAGCAUGGAUUCAUGUUCUUCCUGAAAAUGAAAAAACAGCUGUGAUCAGUAUGGAUAUGGAAUCAUCACUACAUGUAGAUGCAUUGGUUGGACAAGAAGAACCUAUACCUUAUUUUGCUCCGGAUACACCACAAACACCCCAAACACCGAAUGUUGGACCUAAUCAUGUCUCUACCCCACCUCCUACACCACAACAAGCAUCAUCUUCUUCACCUGGUAACAAAAACAACAUUAGUUCUAUGGAUAUGGUGGAUACGACGACAAACACGACUAUGACCAAGAUCUUACUUCUUAAUCAUCGAGUGGCCUAUUCACGAAAACGACAACGGGUAUCGGAAGGAGUGACAUUGAUGGAUGCCAUCUCUGAUCCUGAAAGUUGGAUAUUACCUUUGGCAAGUGGUUACUUGGUACAACUUCCCAAGCAAGGGUCACCUACAGCAGCAAGUGAAGAACAAUUUGGACGGGCGCCUUGUGUGGUAGAAUUACAUCUGAUAUACAAUCAAACACAACAUUCAUCAUACACCACUUUACGGGAUAUCAUCAAACAGUAUUAUGCCUUAUCUUAUGUUAAUAUCAUUCCCUCUUCUUACAAUUGUUUACCUUUACAUGUUGUUUUGGCUGAUCGAUUAUGGCGUUUACUUUUGGUCGUAGAUUACUAG
Messenger RNA from Halteromyces radiatus, 4644 nucleotides. RefSeq names its product mediator complex subunit 13 C-terminal-domain-containing protein. Gene Ontology annotation, molecular function: transcription coregulator activity. Gene Ontology annotation, cellular component: mediator complex. The coding region runs from base 1 to 4644 and encodes 1547 amino acids. The record is from RefSeq and is a predicted model, not a curated record. Lineage: Eukaryota; Fungi; Mucoromycota; Mucoromycetes; Mucorales; Cunninghamellaceae. The transcript is spliced from 12 exons. Gene Ontology annotation, biological process: regulation of transcription by RNA polymerase II.